This is a messenger RNA of Drosophila guanche, 6252 nucleotides long. RefSeq lists its product as uncharacterized. Gene Ontology annotation, cellular component: plasma membrane; protein-containing complex. The record is from RefSeq and is a predicted model, not a curated record. The coding region runs from base 314 to 4249 and encodes 1311 amino acids. Gene Ontology annotation, molecular function: calcium ion binding. The transcript has 12 exons. Gene Ontology annotation, biological process: establishment or maintenance of epithelial cell apical/basal polarity; heterophilic cell-cell adhesion. Lineage: Eukaryota; Metazoa; Arthropoda; Insecta; Diptera; Drosophilidae.
CUUUGAAGCGUUGCGGUUGGUCGCGAAUCUGAAACCGGAGCCAGAGGCAAUCUCUAGCCAUCGCAUCCAGAGCUCUCUCUCCUUCUGCGAGACGCGUCGUGGCGGAGUCUUGGACUUUCCAAGAACUGUUUACAUUGUUAGGAAACUAAUUAAAAUUUUCAGGCACCAUGUGCCAAAGCAAUCCAAAAUAAUAAAGUUGAUGCGGAAAUAUAUAUUGGAAAAUCGCUGAGUAAAAUCAAAAUAAAAGCUUCUUCGUGGGAGUACGAGUUAAAUCAACGACCGAAGGCCCUAAAGGAAAUUUUAACCAAACAAAAUGCUGAAAAUCUGCAUUUUUACAUUGGUAAUUUCGGCAGCUGCCGCAGCAGCUGUAACAACAACAAUAGCAACAGAUACAACUACAACAGCUCCAACCCCUACAACAACAACAACAACUGUGGCUGCAACAACAACGGAAACUCCAAAAACAACAUCAUCAACCAUAAAAAAUGACUUGGGUGGAAGUGACGGCCCUCUGGGAGCAGGCGAAGGCAACCGAACGUUGCUGAACAUUUUCAAGGAUGUGCCUGAGGAGCGCGAGGCUGAGGCCUCAGUGGGUGGUUCAACCUCAACGGCCACGCCCACCACAACAGCCACCACAAGCACAACAACAACACAGGCAACAACAAUCACCGCAAGAACUGCAAAAGCUGCACCAACGACACCAACACCAACAGCAACAACAACGGAAAAUGAGGCAGCAUCGGGUGGCGGCAUGCUAAUGACAACAGCAAUGCCCCCAGCGAAUUUGGGUGAGAUGAGCAGCAUUAAGGAUGCUCUGCAUCGCAUCAAAUUAAGCGAGAUUCCAUCAUCAUCCACAACGGAACAGGCAGAGCUGGCAUUGGAGAUGACAGAACAGUCAAAGGCAGCACCAGAAGAUGCAGCGACCGUAGAGCUGAAGGAACAAUCACCAGCGGAAGAAGCUCCUGAUGGGGAUGAGGACAUCGCAACCGAAUCUCCACUGCAAAUACAAAUGCAGGCAGCUGCCUCCUACCAAGUGGCCGAAACUCUGGCAGAUCUAAAUGAGGAGGAACGUGCUCGCUACGAUGCGAUGUUGGCACACCAGCCCACGGCCAGUAAACUGAAUAUUGUGGAUCUUUAUCCACUGAAAAUCGAAGACUUUCAACCCAUUAUUCAGAAUGAUAAUGAGGAACUCCUUAGGCAGCGUACCAUCUUCACACAACCCGAGAAUAAUGACGAGUACCGACAGAAUCUAAUGCCCAAUGAGGUGGAGAUGGUAAUCAACAGAGGCGAAGAACCAGCCCAGGAGAAACUGAGAGUCAAUCAGGCCAUUGGUGGUGCCACAACCACACCUAUAUCAAGCCAGGGAACUACAGCAGAUUUCACAGGGAAACUUCUGGCCGAUCAAGACGAUCUUAUCACCGAAAUUGAAAGCAAAUUUCAGCUACAAGAGACGACCACAACAGAACCGAAGGCAACCACAACCACAGGGCGACCAUCAGCGUCUCUUCUUAAACCCGGCGACUCCUUCAUCGAUCGACGAGUGAAGAAAAGCUUUGAGUUUCCCAUGCAGCAUCGUGCAAGCGAUGUGAUGGCCAUGCCCCACAUAGACUUUGCCAACACAAAGUUCCAAACGGAUUCGUUAGACUCUGGCGAUGGCAAGGCGGCUGUGGGCUCAGCGUUGCACAUGGCCUCGCAUCCGGAGUUCUCCACCACAAAGUUUUACAACAGCAAGGAGCUGUACAACGAAAUGCUGCUGCAUAAUAAGCGCAAGUUAAUGAAGGAGACCAAGUCAACGAGUAUGGCAGCCUCGGGAGCAGCUGAAAGCCCGAUGGUAAAGUCAGUGAAGGAGGACACAACUCCGUUGGCAUUGAGCGUGUCUCUGGUCGCAGACGGGCCAACUUUUUCACCAACAACAACAGCAGCAGCACCACCACCACCAACAAUAUCUACUACAAUUCUGGCCACAACGCCAGCAACAGUAGCAGCCGCAGCAGCAGCUGACUCAACCACAACAAAAACCUCCACUGUGGGAAACUCUGGGAAAUAUCAGAAACAGCUUAAGCGUGCCAAAUUAUUGCUCAAGGCCCUGACUCCGCCCAAACCAGACAAACUGGCAGUUGUCUCGUCACCCGUGAAAGUCGCAGCCACAGAGCCAUCUCCGCCAGCAUCUCUGGCACCAUCUUCAUCAACGACUACCAUGGCGACUCCAGCACCAAUGAUGGCCACGUCCAGGACGCGUCUACAGCGGCCAGUUAAUCCCGCUAAGGCGGCCUCAAAGCCAAUUGCCAGGCCGCGCAUUUUAAGUCGCCUGCAGGAGAAAAUCAAUUCCCUCGAAUGCGAGAUACAGAAUGUGCCGCAGGAUUCGCAUUUGUGGCGUGGCAAUGAAACCCACGAAUUGCUGCUGCCCAUUGUGACUACGGAGCACUGUAAGCCGGACGAGCACUGCAUACCAAAUGUCCUCACCUGGCGGGGCGAGUCGGAGAUCCAGUCCGGCGAUAUUCUAAUUGUGGAAAUCAAUGAUGCCAUGCUGAAUCCAUCACACCAGCCGAACAAUACCAGCAGCGCGGUACAUGCCACACAGGUCUAUCAGGUAACACGCUCCGGCCACGAGCAUUGCGAUGUAACCGAAGGCGUCCUCUUGGAUAUUACACCGCUGGUGGUCGAUGGCAGGAAACUGGUUACGUUGUAUGAUAAGGAUCUCACCGAGGGAGUUAACUUGCUAAUUGUGGUGUCCGAGCUGUGGGGUGCGCAAUGUGUUCGCCUGAAGGUGACCACGAAAACCGACAAUUGUGGCGAGAAUGCCGAUUGUUCGGGCAAGGGAGUGUGCUACUCGAACGCCGGCAUGGAGGAGUACGAGUGUCAGUGUUGCAGCGGUUUUGCGGGUCCGCACUGCGAGGAGAUCGAUGCGUGUAACCCCAGUCCGUGUACCAACAAUGGCAUUUGUGUUGACCUGUCGCAGGGUCAUGAGGGUAACUCCUAUCAGUGCCUGUGUCCAUACGGAUAUGCGGGCAAGAACUGUCAAUACGAAUCGGAUCCCUGCAAUCCCGCCGAGUGCAUGAAUGGCGGCAGCUGUGUUGGCAAUUCGACGCAUUUUCGCUGCGAUUGUACGCCCGGCUUCACGGGUCCUCUGUGCCAGCACAGCCUGAACGAGUGCGAGUCGUCGCCCUGUGUGCACGGCAUCUGUGUGGAUCAGGAGGAUGGCUUCCGUUGCUUCUGUCAGCCAGGAUUCGCCGGGGAGCUGUGCAACUUCGAGUAUAAUGAAUGCGAAUCGAAUCCGUGUCAGAAUGGCGGUGAAUGCAUCGAUCACAUUGGCAGCUACGAGUGUCACUGCACGAAGGGCUACACUGGCAACCGUUGCCAAAUAAAGGUUGAUUUCUGCGCCAACAAGCCUUGCCCCGAAGGACAUCGCUGCAUGGAUCAUGGAAAUGAUUUCAGCUGCGAAUGCCCAGGAGGUCGCAACGGACCGGAUUGUAAUCAAAUGCCACGAACGUACUUCCAGCAAUGCCAAGUGAAUCCUUGUACCCAUGGCGGCACUUGUUGGUCCAGCGGUGAAAGUUUCUACUGCGCCUGCCGUCCUGGCUACACCGGAACCAUGUGCGAAGAUGAGUUUGUGGUCGAGACUGUCGUUAGCUCCAGUGAAUUUAUUGUCGACGAUGCGAACGCUAGAAAUUUUAAUGACAAAACUUUCGGUUCAUCGGUUGUGCUUAAGAGUCCCAUUGAAUUGCAUAAUGCAUAUUUUGCGGCCGGAGUUCUGGCAGCCGCCAUUUUCAUCGUUGCCGUUGUGGUCACCAUUUGUCACUGCAAGGUCAACCAGACGUAUCGCAAAUUCUCCACACGUUCCACCUCGUUUAUACCCAUUUUGGGUUUCAGUCGACGCCCCAAAAUGCAGGGCAAACUCAAUAAACAUUGGCUGAGUGGCAAGGGUCUUAAUGGUCCUGGCCAGCCCGGCACCAGCAGCAGUAGCGGUGGCGGUGCAGCAGGACCAUCCGGCGGUGGAGCGCAGCGAGGAAGCCUGACUGGAGCGACGACGCACUCAAUGCGCCACUUGCCCAGCCACCCACAGGCACAGACACAGACACAGACCACGCUGGGCUGUGGCGGUGGCGGUGGUGCCACUGGCGGUGGCAACAACUGUGCUGGUGGUGGACAACUGCAGGAGCGACCUUUCCAGCGGCACCUGGCCAUGAACCUUGAGAACGACAUGUACUACACCGUGGAGAACUCGCAGCACUCACCGUUGAUUCAGUGAGAAUUGGAUGGGAACGGUGAAUGGUUGGUAAAGUUUACGCCACGCACUGAUCGGAGCCACACGCAUUGAGGAGUGGUUAUUUGUGGGUGGGGCGGUGUGUGGGGCACGCCCUGGGUAGGAGUGUGUAAUUAACUUUGAUGCUACUCGUUGAAUAUUCCAAAUAUUGAACAGUAUUCGAUAAUAAUAAACUAAAUUAAAAUUAAACCAUGCCUAAAAGUGAACUAAACGAAAUGGACGGAGGACGGAGUGUCGGUCGGGUGGAUGGGUGGCAUAAUUGACUUUAUGAUUAUGAUUCCAACUAAUGCAAACACAAAUAUCUAUGAUUAAUACAUGUAUCUCUCUGGCAUAAAUAGGCUUAGCUAACUUGUUAAUCAAGGUUUAUUUUGGCCAAAACGCACACACGCCCAAAACAAAUAUAUACACACACACACACAUAGAUUUACAGACUAUAAAAUGAUAAUGUUUGAUUAUGAAACAAAAGCCGCAAGGGAAAUAUCCAAGGCAAAGGCAGUGGCAGUGGCAGAGACUGGAAUGGACUGCCUGCAGAUAAUCUUGAGUUAUGUAAAUGUUUAAUAUACCUGCAUUAAUCCUGCGCCAUUUCUGUGGCCAUCUGCGUUAGCUUAUUAUAUGUAUGAAUUUUGCACAUUUAUGUGCGGACUUGCCAGACAUGUUGCAACUUCAAUUUACUCGCAUGUCUCGCUGCUCAUGUGAAAUAAUUUUAUGGCUAGCAGGUGGAGAGUCAGAAUACGGAAUGCUCUUAGCUAAUUGUUGUCAUGAAAUUUGUAAUGCAAAUUCAUAUUUAGCAAUGGACAUUAGCAACAGCAUGGAGACAGUCAACGAAACAAAGGAAAAAACUCUGGGGAAGGGUUUGCUGUUUAUGCGAAGAAUCUAAUAUAUGCACAGGAUAUUUUCUGACUCUUCAUCAGAAACCCACUGUAAUUCAUUUCUAAAAUGUUUCCAACAAAAGCUACAAGAAACUAAUGAAAAACAGCAAUGGAUAUUAUUUUAUGGCAUCUGCAUAUCCAUUUUUGGGCUUUAUUUUCACCGCAUUUUCAUUUGCAAAUGUUUGCAAUUAGUUAAAGAAUAAUCAUAGAGAAGGGACAUUCCAUUGAGAACCGCAGUGGGAGUGAUGUGAUGCUCCAAACGAUAUUAAAUAAUGCUACAGAAAUCAAUUUCCUCUUGAAUGUGUCCCAAAUAUUGGAAUUAUAUCAACUAAUUUUAGGAAAUGAUGUUUAGUUUAGUUUUAAUUAAUUUUGCCAUGGCAACAAAUAGUGUUUAUCGAUGGAUGACAGCAGAGUGUGGGCAGGGGGCAGGGGGCAGGGGACAGGAAGUGCAGCUAUAGGUGAGUGUUAUAAACUCAAUUUAGUCGGUGCAGAUAUCAGAGAUUAUUGCUGGCUAACUGAAUUUGGUUUUUGGGUAUUUGCAUUUGCAUUUGCAUUUGCAUUUGCCUUGGCAUAUGAAUUAGCACUCAAAUGUUGUUAGUGAAAAUUAAUUAGCAUAAAUUAAAAAUGUUUGCGACAAAAGUUAAUAUGUUUUUUGUGCAUAAAUAAUAUACGUUUCGAAGUCAUUUCCAUAAAUGAUUGUGUAACUAUGGAUUGGUUGAGCGUGUGUGUGUGUGUUUGCCACAUUUAGCAUAUGGAUAUUCAUGAUAAUCAAUUGGCAAAAGAGAAUGACACAAAGUUUCACUCAAUAAUUGAUUAAAAUCUAACAGACAAAAAAUGCAGCAACAACAACAGAGUAAUACUUAAAUUAAUAAGUGAAAUAAAUUGAAAUGGAAAUUCCAUUGAGAGCCAAUCUUUUGCAUCAAUAAUAAUUGUGGAACUUUUGGAAUGCCGUAUCAAAUGAGUUUGUAAUUAAAAUGCUAUAUUAAGUAAUUAAUGACGAUAAAAUGAGGCAAAACCAAACGAAAAUAAGAAAUACAAAAAAAAAAACGCAACAUAAAUACAAAUGAAAUACAUUUAAUUAAAAGCCUUAGCCUAAGGAGACAGACACUCACCAGAGCA